Coregonus sp. 'balchen' is the source of this 15084-nucleotide messenger RNA. Lineage: Eukaryota; Metazoa; Chordata; Actinopteri; Salmoniformes; Salmonidae. The record is from the annotation of a GenBank genome assembly.
AUGGUACCACCACCCAGUCCUAGGGUCACCGACACAAGAAGCUGCACAAGAUGCCUCCGUCAGACCGAGACGAACCAGGGAGCCACUGCGCUUCUUCUAGACAACAUCAAAACCCCAAUCAGGACCGAGUCAUUUCAGGAACUCUACAACGUUAUACCUGGCAAAGAGCUAGGCAGGUGAGUUGAACAUUGUAGGUAGUAAGUUAACAGGUUGGACCUUUAAAAAACAUACAGUAGGCCUAACUUUUUGUUAUUCUCUGCCUGGGUGUAUAAAUACUUAUGUUCCAACGUGGGAUACUUUGUAGAUCAUAGUGCAUGGUUGUCCUUUUUAAUCAAUGUUCAAAGUGGGUAACCUCAGGCACCAUCCAUUGGAUGUAUGAAUAUCUUGUCAUUUAUUUAUCAAGGAUGUGCGUUUUUAACAUACAUUUAGGCAUUUGACAUUUUCAUGCUAAAACAUGAGGAGUCCAUCGUUUCAAGUCAAAACUGUCAGGAUGACAUAAAUACAAUUGCAUUAAAGAUACAGUAGAUACUCAUUGCCUAGUCCCUUUCCCCAGCUGUAAGUGCAAGACUGGCAAGUGAGUCUAGCCCUUGACAUACUAAACAUAAAGAGAACUGAAGCAAGCUAUAGUACAUAGUGGCACGGGAGAUUUGUCAAUGCAAAAGUAUGAACAAAAGUGUUGAAUCUAUUCCAAAACCAUGGGCACUCAUAGAUAGGCAUACUGUUAUGUAUUCAUCAUUUGUUCAUAGUUUAUCUGGAUAUCUGAGACAAGAGACAGUAGUACAAUAUUUGCCCAUGGGUAACUUGUUCUGUUGUAAACUAGUUGGCCAAGUCCAAUACUACUGUAAGUUAAUUCCCUUAAAGGUGCACUAUGCAGAAAAUCGGUCCGCCAUUUCCCGGUUGCUAAAAUUCUAAUAGUUUGCCUAAUUUCAGUUUGUGACAAAACAAGCAAGUAUAGUGUGGAGAAUAAUUAUAUAAACUAAACCGCUGUGACAUCUUUUCCAUAACCAAAAAUAUUGUAUUUUCAGCUACACUUAUACAAAAGUAUGUGUACACGCUUCAAAUUAGUGGAUUAGGCUAUUUCAGCCACUCCUGUUGCUGACAGGUGUAUAAAAUCGAGCACACCGCCAUGUAAUCUCCAUAGACAAACAGUGGCAGUAGAACGGCUUUACUGAAGAGCUCAGUGACUUUCAAAGUGGCACCGUCAUAGGAUGCCACCUUUCCAACAAGUCAGUUCGCCAAAUUUCUGCACUGCUAGAGCUUCCCAGGUCAACUGUUAGUGCUGUUAUUGUGAAGUGAAAACAUCUAGGAGCAACAACGGCUCACCUUUUUCAAAGGUUUUCAAACAUUUCCAAGAUGGAGGAAAAUCUAUCCUGAUUGAAAAUCUGGAGUCAAUCUGAUGUAGAUGAGGAGAAGAUGAUUGCAGAUUAUUGUUUUCAUUCGCGUUACAUAUGCAAAGAAUGAGUUGUUGUUUUAGAUAUCAACUCCAAAUUCAGUGUGGUUCACUUAGGGAUGUCCAUGAUAGCGAUGACACGUUCUAAAGAGCCACUGAACACGCCGAUGGGCACUUAUGUUUUUCUGUUACUCAUUAGAAAAACGACAUUUCGGACUUGGAGGUGUGUUUCCUGACCGAUUCCAUGUUUGGUUAAUGAUGUUUGUCCCCUAUGAGACACUGUAGACACGGAAGCCUAUUUCACUUCACCAAAAUCCCCAGAAUGAAUCUAAGAUGACAAACUAAAUAUGCAAUACAUUUUGACGAGGAUGUUUUAGUUGCGCAAUUUUACACCCAAUUAAGGUGUUUGGUGCAGUAAUUCUCAAGUAAAACAUUUUGCGACGUGUUGUAUUAUGUAAACAGUCGGAGCUGCUGGGCAGGUCUGUUAUACUGUCUAUGCUAUUGGAUUGAGCGCAAUCACUGCAGCUGUUCACUCCAUGUUAGUUGGCAAAUGGACAUUGUCAAAUCAAAACCCAACCUUGAUUUACCCGUUGUGAUGCACAGAUGUUCCAAACUCAGUUUUAGACGAGACUGACUUUAUGAGCAAAAUUAUCCUAUUUACACUUUGUAGUAAAUUUUGACACUAGAAUUACUUAUAAAUAACUCAGCCAUCUCUAAACCAAUCCCUUAGCUUUUCUCGAACUAAGUUAAGAGAUGUACCAUGGGCCAACAUACUGGAUUUAUGGUUCAUGAGAAUACGUUUUUCAAAGGUUUUCAAACAUUUCCAGGAUGGAGGAAAAUCUAUCCUGAUUGACUUUAUGGGUCCUUGAGGCAGAUUUGAUUCUGCAUGAGUAAAGACUCCUACAUACAACGUUUCAACUCUCUUAUUGGUCUAUUAACUAAUUAACCGCCUGGUGAUGUCAACAGGCAGGCAAAAACUCCAUCUCAUCAAAACAGGCUGAAAUUUCAUAUAUAUAUAUAUAUAUAUAUAUAUAUAUAUAUAUAUAUAUAUAUAUAUAUAUGUAUAUGUAUGAACAAAAAUAUAAGCGCAACAUGUAAAGUGUUGGUCCCAUGUUUCAUGAGCUGAAAUAAAGGAUCCCAGAAAUGUUCCAUAUGCCCAAAAAGCUUAUUUUUCUCAAUUUUUGUGCACACAUUUGUUUACAUCCCUGUUAGUGAGCAUUUCUCCUUUGCCAAGAUAAUCCAUCCACCUGACAGGUGUGGCAUAUCAAGAAGCUGAUUAAACAGCAUGAUCAUUACACAGGUGCACCUUAUGCUGGGGACAAUAAAAGGCCACUCUAAAAUGUGCAGUUUUGUCACGUCACAACACAAUGCCACAGAUUUCUCAAGUUUUGAGGGAGUGUGCAGUUGGCAUGCUGACUCCAGGAAUGUCCACCAGAGCUGUUCAUGAAUGUUCAUUUCUCUACCAUAAGCAGCUUCAACGUCGUUUUAGAGAAUUUGGCAGUACGUGUAACCGGCCUUGCAACCGCAGACCAUGUUUAACCACGCCAGCCCAGGACCGCCACAUCCGGCUUCUUUACCUGCAGGAUCGUCUGCGAUCAGCCACCCGGACAGCUGAUGAAACUAUGGGUUUGAAUUUCUGCACAAACUGUCAGAAACUGUCUCAGGGAAGCUCAUCUGCAUGCUCAUCGUCCUCACCAGUUUCGUAACCAACUAAAGUGGGAAAAUGCUCACUUUCGAUGGCCACUGGCACGCUGGAGAACUGUGCUCUUCAGGGAUGAAUCCCGGUUUCAACUGUACCGGGCAGAUGGCGUGUAUGGCGUCGUGUGGGCGAGCGGUUUGCUGAUGUCAACGCUGUGAACAGAGUGCCCCAUGGUUGUGAUGGGGUUAUGGUAUGGGCAGGCCUAAGCUACAGAAGACGAACAUAAUUGCAUUUUAUCGAUGGCAAUUUGAAUGCACAGAGAUACCGUGAAGAGAUCCUGAGGCCCAUUGUCGUGCCAUUCAUCCGCCGCCAGCACCUCAUGUUUUAGCAUGAUAAUGCACGACCCCAUGUUGCAAGGAUCUGUACACAAUUCCUGGAAGCUGAAAAUGUCCCAGUUCUUCCAUGACCUGUAUACUCACCAGACAUGUCACCCAUUGAGCGUGUUUGGGAUGCUCUAGAUCGACGUGUACGACAGCGUGUUCCAGUUUCAGCCAAUAUCCAGCAACUUCGCAGAGUCAUUGAAAAGGAGUGGGACCACAUUCCACAGGCCACAAUCAACAGCCUGAUCGACUCUAUGCGAAGGAGAUGUUGUUCUGCAUGAGGCAAAUGGUGGUCACACCAGAUACUGACUGGUUUUCUGAUCCACGGCCACCUUUUUUAAGAUAUGUGACCAACAUAUGCAUAUCUAUAUUCCCUUUAAUUUGAAAUCCAUAGAUUAGGGCCUAAUUAAUUCAUUUCAAUAGACUGAUUUCCUUAUGAACUGUAACUAAGUAAAAUCUUUGAAAUUGUUGCAUGUUACAUUUUAUAUUUUUGUUAAGUGUACAAUGUUGUUGAUCCAUCCUCAGUUUUCUCCUAUCACAGCCAUUAAACUCUGUAAAUGUUGUAUAAUCACCAUUGGCCUCGUGGUGAAAUCCCUGAGCAGUUUCCUUCCUCUCUGGCAACUGAGUUAGGAAGGACACCUGUCUCUUUGUAGUGACUGGGUGUACUGAUACACCAUCCAAAGUGUAAUUAAUAACUUCACCCAAUGUCAUCUUUUUUUCUUUCUUUUUUUUACACCCAUCUACCAAUAUGUGCCCUUCUUUGCGAGGCAUUGCAAAACCUUCCUGUUUGAAAUUCAGUGCUCGAGUGAGGGACCUUACAGAUAAAUGUAUGUGUGGGGUACAGAGAUGAGGUGGUCAUUCAAAAAUGAUGUUAAACACUAUUGCACACCAAGUGAGGUCAAGCAACUUAUUAUGUGACUUGUUUAGCACAUUUUUACUCCUGAACUUAUUUAGGCUUGCCAUAACAAAGGGGUUGAAUACUCAAGACAUUCAGCUUUUCAUUUUUAAUAAAUUUGUAAAAAUGUCUAAACUUAAUUACACUUUGACAUUAUGGGGUUUUGUGUGUAGGCCAGUGACCAACGAUCUAAAUGUAAUCAAUUUUAAAUUCAGGCUGUAACACAACAAAAUGUGGAAAAAGUCAAGGGGUGUGAAUACUUUCUGAAAGCCUGUGUGUGUCCAGUGGAGGCUCCUCAGGGGGGGAAGGGGAGGACCAUCAGUGACUUUCAGAAAAAUGUAAAUAGUGAAAUAUUAAGUUAUCAUUUUUAGAUAAAACUAUACUAAAUAUAUUCACUUCACCAAAUAAUUGAUUAAAACACAUUUUUGCAAUUAAGGUCUACAGUAGCCUCAACAGCACUCUGGGGUAGCACCAUGGUGUAGCCGGAGGACAGCUAGUUUCUGUCCUACUCUGGGUACAUUGACUUCAAUACAAAACCUAGGAGGCUCGUGGUUCUUACCCCCUUCCAUAGACUUACACAGUAAUUAUUACAACUUCCGGAGGACGUCCUCCAACCUAUCAGAGCUCUUGCAGCGUGAACUGACAUGUUGUCCAUUCAAUCAAAUGAUUAGAGAAUCUAGUACUGAAAGCAUAAGCUACAGCUAGCUAACACUGCAGUGCAUAAAAAUGUGGUGAGUAGUUGACUCAGAGCGAGAGAGACAAUAGUUGAACAGUUUUGAACAAAUUAAUUUCUUCAAAAAUGGAGACGAGAGAGCUAGGUGUGUGUGUGUAUAUAUUAUUUGUAUUUUUUUUGCUUAGCUAGCGAAUGCAGCUAGCUAGUUUAGCCUGCUCAAACAGAUAGGGAUGCUAUGUUAGCUAGCUGGCUAUGGCUAGCCAAUACUGGAACUCUUCCAAGUCAAUUUUAAGCUUUUGGUUUAAUUAAUUUAUUGCAACUGGGUUUACUAACGUGUUAGUUCUAGUAGCUAUGCUGACUAUGAUGUUAUAAUAUGGUGACAAUGAUGUAGGCUGUGUGUAGCGGUUAGCAGUUAUGAUAUGAAGGUUUGGCAUCAGACAGCUGAUGUGUUGUGCUCUGAAUUCCACAAGCGAAGCGAAAAGGUGAGGAGAGCGCGUAGAUGCGAGAAUAAAUUAUACAACGAUCAAAGGCUGCUAUGAAAGUGAACUGUGUUUGCAUGUGAUCAGGGGUGUAGUUAUUCUGCCGAUUCUGUUAAAACAUUUCUCAAACGGGGAUAAACAUACCUGAAUUUGUCCAAUGGAAACUCUCGUUUGCAACUGUUGAACUAAUGAUUACACCCUAGAUCCUCUAGAUGCAGGCAAGAGUGUGCAAGGCAGUAUUGAAUGUGUCAAUGUCUGUCACCUUGAUUACUCAAAUUUCUCUUGACCUGUGCACCUAGCGUACAUUGUAAACUUUCAUUCAUAGGCUAGGUUUUACCAACCUCAUGAUGGGUGUAGGGAAAAUGUAUGUAUCAUGUAGUAGCCUAAACCUAUUGACGUUACAUUGAGCUGGGUGAAAUGUAAUAUGAAUGACAGUCAUCAAUAUGCUGUCAUAUAAAUAAGGCCAUGCUCAUUUUAAUAAAUAGCGUCCUCCCUCAUAUUAAACGGUACUGACCUCUGUGUGUUUGUGUGUGUCUCACAGGAAAAUCACGUUUUUGACUGCACUGGAACUUUUGAGAUUCGCAGAGCUAUGCCUCCUCUGGCUUAGACAAUCCCCCUCGACAAACACGCGCACAACCAGAUUUGUUGGAGACAGCUUGUGUCAAUUACUACAUUUCCUAGGAUUUCCUACCUGCAGCAACAAUAGUGGACAAUGAGUGACUCAAAGUGCCCCAAAACUCCUGGCCCUAGUUAUGAGUUUGAGUGAGCUCAGACCUCUUGUGAAUGAGCUGAAAGUUGAGUCUUUUUAUUUGAUAUUUUCCUGGGCCACUUUUUCCAGGUAGCCCAAUAAACACUUAGGGCUAGUGUAGUCCUGGACAUAAAAAGCACUUUCAAUGGAAAUUCUCCAUUGAACAUGUGUCUGGGGAAAGCUGCCCAUAGUCAGGUAAACCGCAAUAAAGAUCAUUCAUUUGUGGUGAGUGUGAUCCUGUUUGGGCUGAGUGGGUUUUCACCUUAACCCACCUACCUUCUGCCCUAUAAUCACUUUCUCACACGCACACAGUAUAGAGCCCAUGCACCUGUUCCCUACUAAAGACAUUAAUGGGUUUAUCAGCAGCAGCAGCAAGGGUUAACAACGUCAGCCUGGGUUAAAGGCUAGAAAGACUCCGCUUUGAAUAACUGGAUUUAGGGAUUGAGGCAUGCAUGGCACUACUCUGAACCUACUACCAUAUUUACAACUUGUAAUGAUGUUAUAGUAUUGGGCAUGGUUGAUAGCUUAGGUAAAUGGUGACUUCAUUGUCUGUUACAGUCCUUAUAUGUGGAGGUCUAUGUAUGAAGACAUAGUUUGCUGAAUCUCACUGCAUGUGAGGGUAGAGGUAGUCAUUGGAGCAUCAAGCCCAGAGCCAAAACAUGACCACUAGCCAGCCAAUAAUGCUGUAUGAGGUCAUUGAUUAACACGGCAUGGCUCCCUGUCUGGGCACUGAAGUGGGUCAUUUAAAAUCAAUGGUUGGGUGAGCUUGAAGGUCGCCUUGGUUUUACUAAUGAUUUAAUGAAGAAGGAAUGCAGGGAGAAGAAGGCAUUUUCAGUGACCAUGACAACUAUGGAUGGCUUGUCACCUUAUUGCCCGUUUCCCAACAAUUCAUUUUCACUCUUACGUCUACCUGCAUUCAGGUGUAAUGCUUCUAAUUAAGGGAGGACAAAGCAAUGUGUGAUGUAAAUUACUAUCUUGAUUAUCCACCAAAAUGCGUAAUCGCCAUCAACAAUCACUAUCAUCGUAUCACUAUAGUUGGCCUUCUCAAACGUAUUCAUUACUUUUUAGUCACACUGUAGUCCUAUGGGGCAGUUUGCUCAUCAUUAAAGCCUGUACUUCAAUAUUUGUAACGUUAAGUCCCCCAUCUGUCUCCAGGGGGAAGUUUGCCAUAGUGAAGAGAUGCAUGGAGAAGAGCACAGGGACAGAGUACGCAGCCAAGUUCCUGAGGAAGAGGAGGAAGGGUCAGGACUGCAGAGUGGACGUGCUCCAUGAGAUCGCUGUGCUGGAGCUCACCAACCCUAGCCACAGAAUUAUCAACCUGCACCAAGUCUACGAGACCCUGACAGAGAUGGUCCUGGUGCUUGAGUAGUAAGUAUUACUACAAACAGCUGCUGUUUACAUGUGUGUGUACACCUACAUGAACACCCAUUCACUGUUAACGAGUGUGUGUGUGUGUGUAGUGUACACACCUGCCGGCAUGACCUCUUCAAGCUCACUAGCGACAUCAAGCUCUAGGUCCGAUCUCCUUCAGCUUUGCUCUGCUGAGAAGAGCAGCUUGCAGAAAGUCGUCACUCGCAUUCCUAACGAUGAAUACCACAAGCCCCACUGCAGGGAAUCAGGGAGUAAGUUGGAAAAACUGCAGUAAGUUGGAAAGACCACCAGUCCCUCUGCCUGAGUAGGAGGGUAAUCCAGCUAACCCUAAACCCUGCUGUAGCUAUGCCACACUUCGCUGAGUAGAGCAGGCUAGAGGGAUGUCAGAACCCUGCUGCUUCUUGCUACCAUUAGGACCAGCUGCUCAUCUACUGACUUUGUGCACUAGAGUGACUCGUUUUUAAUUAGACCUAUGACCAUGUUGUUCAUGGCAUUCCAGACAUUGAAUAGUUUUUUUUUUUUUUAUAUAAAAAAAUAUAAUAAUAACUGCGAACUUUGCCUUGAACUUCCCUAUCGAAUUGAAACCGCAUGUGCAGUAUGUGUUCACUGGCCCAUAAUUCAUGACCAGUCCAAUCAAUGAAUGCACAAAUCUAAGAGGGGAUAUUUGAAAUACUCAUGAGAAUUGAAUACCAUCAGAGACAUGGAAUUGUGGCUAAAUAGGGUAAAUAUCAGGAUGAGUAUUCUUUUAUUUUUAUUUUAUUUAUUUAACAUUUAUUUAACCAGGUAAGCCAGUUGAGAACAAGUUAUCAUUUACAACUGCGACCUGGCCAAGAUAAAGCAAAGCAGUGCGAUUUAAAAACAACAACAGAGUUACAUAUGGGGUAAACAAAACAAAGUCAAAAAUACAACAUAAAAUACAUAUACAUUGUGUGCAAAUGUAGCAAGUUAUGGAGGUAAGGCAAUAAAUAGACCAUAGUGCAAGAUAAUUACAAUUUAGUAUUAACACUGGAAUGAUAAUGUGCAAGAGAUGAUGUGCAAAUAGAGAUACUGGGGUGCAAAUGAGCAAAAUAAAUAACAAUAUGGGGAUGAGGUAGUUGGGUGGGCUAAUUUCAGAUGGGCUGUGUACAGGUGCAGUGAUCGGUAAGGUGCUCUGACAACUGAUGCUUAAAGUUAGUGAGGGAGAUAAGAGUCUCCAGCUUCAGAGAUUUUUGCAGUUCGUUCCAGUCAUUGGCAGCAGAGAACUGGAAGGAAUGGCGGCCAAAGGAGGUGUUGGCUUUGGGGAUGACCAGUGAGAUAUACCUGCUGGAGCGCAUACUACGGGUGGGUGUUGCUAUGGUGAGCAAUGAGCUAAGAUAAGGCAGGAAUUUGCCUAGCAGUGAUUUAUAGAUGACCUGGAGCCAGUGGGUUUGGCGACGAAUAUGUAGUGAGGACCAGCCAACAAGAGCAUACAGGUCACAGUGGUGGGUAGUAUCUGGGGCUUUGGUGACAAAACGGAUGGCACUGUGAUAGACUACAUCCAAUUUGCUGAGUAGAGUGUUGGAGGCUAUUUUGUAAAUGACAUCGCCGAAGUCCAGGAUCGGUAGGAUAGUCAGUUUUACGAGGGCAUGUUUGGCAGUAUGAGUGAAGGAGGCUUUGUUGCGAAAUAGGAAGCUGAUUUCUAGAUUUAACUUUUGAUUGGAGAUGCUUAAUGUGAGUCUGGAAGGAGAGUUUACAGUCUAACCAGACACCUAGGUAUUUGUAGUUGUCCACAUACUCUAGGUCAAACCCGCCGAGAGUAGUGAUUCUAGUCGGGUGGGCUGGUGCAAGCAGCGUUCGAUUGAAGAGCAUGCAUUUAGUUUUACUUGUGUUUAAGAGCAGUUGGAGGCUACGGAAGGAGUGUUGUAUGGCAAUGAAGCUUGUUUGUGUCCAAUGAAGGGCCAGAUGUAUACAAAAUGGUGUUGUCUGCGUAGAGGUGGAUCUGAGAGUCACCAGCAGCAAGAGCGACAUCCAUUGAUACACACAGAGAAAAGAGUCGGCCCGAGAAUUGAACCCUGUGGCACCCCCAUAGAGACUGCCAUAGGUCCAGACAACAGGCCCUCCGAUUUGACACAUUGAAGUCUAUCUGAGAAGUAGUUGGUGAACCAGGCGAGGCAGUCAUUUGAGAAACCAAGGCUAUUUAGUCUGCCAAUAAGAAUGCGUUGGUUGACAGCCAAGCAGGUCGAUGAAGACUGCUGCACAGUACUGUCUAUUAUCGAUCACGGUUAUAAUAUCGUUUAGGACCUUGAGCGUGGCUGAGGUGCACCCAUGACCAGCUCGGAAAACCGGAUUGCAUAGCGGAGAAGGUACGGUGGGAUUCGAAAUGGUCGGUGAUCUGUUUGUUAACUUGGCUUUCAAAAACUUUCGAAAGGCAGGGGAGGAUGGAUACAGGUCUGUAACAGUUUGAAGAGGGGGAUGACCGCGGCAGCUUUCCAAUCUCUGGGGAUCUCAGACGUUACGAAAGAGAGGUUGAACAGGCUAGUAAUAGGGGUUGCAACAAUUUUGGCUGCUAAUUUUAGAAAGAAAGGGUCCAGGUUGUCUAGCCCAGAUGAUUUGUAGGGGUCCAGAUUUUGCAGCUCUUUCAGAACAUCUGAAUUUGUGUGAAGGAUUAGCUGGGGGGGGGGGCAUGGGCAAGUUGCAGCGGAGGGUGCAGAGCUGGUGGCCGGGGUAGUGGUAGCCAGGUGGAAAGCAUGGCCAGCUGUAGCAAAAUGCUUGUUGAAAUUCUCAAUUAUUGUAGAUUUAUCGGUGGUGAUAGUGUUUCCUAGCCUCAGUGCAGUGGGCAGCUGGGAGGAGGUGCUCUUAUUCGCCAUGGACUUUAGUGUCCCAAAACUUUUUGCAAAUUUCUGUUUGAAAAAGCUAGCCUUUGCUUUCAUAACUGCUUGUGUAUAUUGGUUCCUAACUUCCCUGAAAAGUUGCAUAUCGCGGGGGCUAUUCGAUGCUAAUGCAGUACGCCACAGGAUGUUUUUGUGCUGGUCAAGGGCAGCCAAGUCUGAGGAGAACCAGGGGCUAUAUCUGUUCUUAGUUCUGAAUUUUUUGAAUGAUUGAGAGGAAAGCACUUUUAAAGAACCAGGCAUCCUUUCUACUGACGGAAUGAGAUCGAUAUCCAUCCAGGAUACCUGGGCCAGGUCAAUUAGGAAGGCCUGCUCGCUAAAGCGUUUUAAGGAGCGUUUGACAGUGAUGAGGGGUGGUCGUUUGACCGCGGACCCGUUACGGACGCAGGCAAUAAGGCAGUGAUUGCUGAGAUCCUGGUUGAAGACAGCAGAGGUGUAUUUACAGGGUAAGUUAGUCAGGAUGAUAUCUAUGAGGGUGCCCAUGUUUACGGAUUUAGGGUUGUACCUGGUAGGUUCCUUGAUAAUUUGUGUGAGAUUGAGGGCAUCUAGUUUGGAUUGUAGGAUGGCCGGGGUGUUAAGCAUAUCCCAGUUUAGGUCACCAAGCAGUACGAACUCUGAGGAUAGAUGGGGGUCAAUCAAUUCAUAUAUGGUGUCCAGGGCGCAGCUGGGGGCUGAGGGGGGUCUGUAGCAAGCGGCAACAGUGAGAGACUUAUUUCUGGAAAGGUGGAUUUAAACUGUUUUGGCACAGACCUGGAUAGUAUGAUAGAGCUCUGCAGGCUAUCUCUACAGUAGAUUGCAACUCCACCCCCUUUGGCAGUUCUAUCUAGACGGAGAAUGUUGUAGUUGGGGAUGGACAUUUCUGAAUUUUUGGUGGCCUUCCUAAGCCAGGAUUCAGACACUGCUAGAACAUCAGGGUUGGCGGAGUGCGCUAAUGCAGUGAAUAACUCAAAUGUAGGGAGGAGGCUUCUGAUGUUAACAUGCAAAAAACCAAGGCUUUUACGGUUACAGAAGUCAACAAAUGAUAGCGCCUGGGGAGUAGGAGUGAUACUGGGGGCUGCAGGGCCUGGGUUAACCUCUACAUCAGGAGGACUAGAAUAAGGCUUUAAGAACUGGUCUUCUAGUGCGUUGGGUACAGAGAAUAAAAGGGGCAGAUUUCUGGGCGUUGUAGAAUAGAUUCAGGGCAUUAUGUACAGACAAGGAUAUGGAAGGAUAUGAGUACAGUGGAGGUAAACCUAAGCGUUGGGUAACAAUGAAAGAGAGAGCAUCACUGGAGGCACCGAUUGAGCCGGUCUCCUCGUGUAUGGAGGGUGGAACAAAGGAGCUAUUUGAGGCAGUUUGAGAGGGACUUGGGGCUUUACAGUGAAAUUGUAAAUAAGAACUAACUGGAACAGCAAUAGGCAAGGCAUAUUGACAUGGGAGAGAGUCAUAAAGCAAUCACAGGUGUUAUUCGAGAGAGCUAAGACAACAACUGGUAAUGGCGAUGAAAGUUUGGGCUGAGUAAACAGAUAAACAGGACAGGGUACUGUGUAAAGGAACAGUCCAGCAGGCAUCAGCUGUGCAGCUGAGUGAUCAUAAGGUCCAGUGAACAGCAAUAUGUGAGUCCGAGAGCAGAUCGAAUUGGUGCUACAGCACAGGCGAGCAGGAAGCACGGCUGAUUGAUUGCGUGUGCUAGCGGGCUGGGGCUAGCAGAUGGAUCUUCGUGGUCGUCGCAACGGGAAGCCUGUUGAAAUCACAGACGAUUACGUCGCAGACGAGUCGUGAUGGAUCGGCGGGGCUCCUUGUCGACACUAGGAGGUCCCGUCCGGUUGACAGAGAGGUAGAUAGCCGGGAGAUGGGCCUAACUCGAGGCUAGCUCAAGGCUAACUGGUGUUUACUGCGAGUUGUGUUGGGGCUGCUGUAUGCGUUUUCUGUGCAUCAGAUGAUUGUCAGCUGAGUAGGUCAAUGGCAGUACUCACGCUGAGAUAUUUAUAGUUCUGACCAGAUUACGUUUUGUUUGUGUUGUAUUAAUGUUUUAAUCUCUCUUUUGAAGGUGCCCAGUGAGUGAAAACUUGGCUCUCUGCCCUAUUGAGUGGUCUGUUUGCAUGAGAAAAACAAAACAGAAAUGCUCUCAAAAAGGGUCAUCAUUGUGAAUUGAGAUGAUCUCAUACUAUUUGGCUUGGUCAGAGACUUCUACAAUACAAUAGAUAAUGGGGCAUUUUCCACUUUGGUAGGAAAUGUAUGCACUCACUAAAACUGUAAAUCGCUCUGGAUAAGAGCGUCUGCUAAAUGACUACAAUGUAAAUGUAAAUAGAGCGGAACUGUAUUGAUAAUUAUCUAGGAUCUGAAUGGGGCUAGAGGUGUCAUUUGCAAUUGACACUUGGUUGUUUUUGUAGAUAUUCUGGGGACAUAGCAGUCAGAUAAAUGAGGAAGUGGGCAGGUUGUGGUAGAGGGAGGGACCCAGAGCGGUGUGGGAUCUCUAUAGUUCUGUCAGACGACACAUGAGGAGCUGGGGGGUGGCUGCUGUGCAACAGGGGGUUAAUCACCUUGGCUGCCUAGACCAGAGGAAAAACACACACACACCUCACUGCACACACACUUGCGCAAACACUCAUCAACCGCAGUACACACACUCACACUUGUUUGCACGCACUGACCUCUAUACACUCACAUGCACACGCACACACACACCUACCUACCUCACUGCUCAUACACCACCCUCAAUUUAAUUCUUGUUUUUCUGUCCUUGAAACUAGUAAACAAAUUUGAAAUUCAACCGCUUUGAACUGGGAUACCAGACUGAAAAUCAGGUCACUGACUGAGCUCUGUCUCAUUGGAGUUGGAGACCAAAUACUGGUCAUCCUCUCACAUGGCAUAUUGUGUAUAAACAGGGACAAAGAGGACAACUAAGGACACUGUUUUUUUCUAAAUUCGAAAUGUGUUUCUCAUUAAUUUCAGAAACACUGUUUUGAGUGUUUUAUUUUACUAAAACCAUUGAGUUGAAUGAACUCUAUUCUUCAGUUUGAAUUAUGGAUCGCUGAAUAAGUGUUGAUUAUGUAGAGAGACUGUUAGUAUCCUAUUUGUCUUUUUCACUACAGUGUCCUCAGGGACAUUCUCCAUCAUUCCAAUAACCUCUCACUUGCUGUCUGUGUCCAUAGUGCGGCGGGAAGGGAGAUCUUUAACCAGUGUGUUGCCGAGGGAGACGAGGCCUUCACCCAGGAGGAGGUCAAAUGGUUAAUGAGACAGAUCCUGGAGGGCGUGGCCUUCCUACACAGGAACAACAUUGUUCACCUGGACCUCAAGGUACAUAGUAUGAGGCUGUAUUUGUGAUAUCUGACUGAUUUUGUUCUCCAUUUAGCAUUACAUUGAAACAUUUUGGAAAGAAAGGUCAGAUUAAACAGUUCUCCAUAACAUCAUGACAGAAUAAACAGAGGAAACACUGAUUCAAUAUUCCUCAUUCACUGUCCCAUUGAAUGGUCUUGUCCCUCCUCUCAGCCUCAGAAUAUCCUGCUGACCAGUGCCUGUCCUCUGGGGGAUAUAAAGAUAGUGGACUUUGGCCUCUCCAGAAGGCUGUGUCAGAACCAGGAGCUUAGGGAGAUCAUGGGCACCCCAGAGUAUGUCGGUGAGUGCAAACCCCUUUUGAUUGUAUUUUUAUUGAACAUACAAAUAAAUUCUGACACAAAAACAACUUGAUGAUCACACGUCUUACUCUUGUUGGCAGCCCCAGAGAUUCUAAAUUAUGAACCAAUCAGCACAGCAACUGACAUGUGGUAAGACGAGUAAAAUCUCAACCUAUAUGUUUGUGAGUUAGCAAUGAAGGAGGUUCCAUUUUUUCUCUCCAAUGGCAACAGAUAAUUUACUAUGCUUUGUUUUGCUAAUCCAGGAGCAUAGGGGUGCUGGCCUACAUGAUGUUGACGAGGACGUCACCAUUUCUUGGAGAAGACAAGCAGGAGACCUUCCUCAACAUCUCCCAGAUCAACAUCGACUACACAGAGGAUGAACUCCAGGCCCUCUCAGCCUCAGCCAUCCACUUCAUCCAGUCACUCCUCAUCAAAGAGCCCAAGUGAGAUUUCAUCCCAAACCAUUGUUAUUAUUCACAAACUAUUAGUCUUCAGCGAUUUUGGUAGUUCCUAAAACAAGAAUCCUACUGUCACAUGACAGGGGGCCAGUAUGAAAAUGUAUGCACUCACUAACUGUAAGUCGCUCUAAAAUGUAAAUGUUUCAACUCAACUGAAGACCUUGAUAAAAGCACAACAGUGAAUUUCAUACUCUUGAUUUGAUUGAAAAUGUAACAGAAAACAAUGUGUGAUACUGAUACAUCCCUCUCCAUCUUACCUAAAGGUCUCGUGCCUCUGCUGAAGAGUGCCUGAGGCAUCACUGGCUCCAGGAGCAAGCCCAAGAGAAGACGGAAGAGAAUCUCACCAGCGAGAUCUGCCAACGGGCACACACCAAGCCUGCCCCCCCUUCCUACCCCCCCUCCCCUUCCUCAUUAUCCUCCUGUUCCUCAUCAUCCUCAGAGGAGGAAGGUCCUGUGGUAGAGGAGCUGAUGGUAGUAGCAGCCUACACCAUAGGACCGUGCCGGCCAGCGGUGCCCAACCCUGAGACUCUGUUUCCGGAUGCGAAGGCCGUUUCCAAGCGGUUCACGUUCGAGGAGCCAUUCAGCUCCCCACAGAAGACCAUCUUCUGA